AUUAGAUUGGAUGAUUGGCGGGAACUAUGUAACGAUUAGUUUCCGUUAUUAUUCACCUCACUUGGGUGAUAUUUCACACGGGAUGUACUAGUCGUACAAUCGUUAACGUUGACACAGAAUAGACAUCAAUCGAUUGUCAAUGGUAAAACAUUUUUUAGAAAUAUACAUUUGUUGUGUAGUUAGUGUGAAUGGAACUGUUUCAAACACAAUGAAAAUCGUACAGAUUCAAUCAUCUAAGGAAUAAAUUCGACAAAAAUGGAAAUGGCACAAUCAGUGGGAUAUAAUGUAACAAUGAAUGGCUCUAAAUCUGUUUCUAAUGAAUCAAAUUCAGAAAGUGCAUUGAUUAAACUAAACGAUAAAAUGGCGUUAAGGUAUCUUCCUGUUAUAAUUUAUAUAUUUUUAUUAAUGGUGACAGGAAUUGUAGGAAAUGCACUGGUGUGUUUUGUUUACGUUAGUAACAAAAAGAAGACAUCGGCAUGUUAUUUUAUUUUAACAUUGGCUUUACUUGAUCUUUUUAACUGUGUUAUCGGUAUGCCUAGUGAAAUAGUAGAUCUACGGUACCCAUAUAUGUUUUAUUCUCCUAUUGCUUGCAAAGUUUUACGAACAAUUGAAUAUAUAUCAACAGUCGGGUCAACUGUAGUUCUUUUAGCUGUAGCAGUGGAUCGUUAUAAUCGAAUAUGCAACUUAGGAAAACACAUGUCGAGUGAAAAAGCUAAGAAAGUUUGUCUCGCUGCUGUGAUCAUCGGGGUUGUGACGUCAUGGCCUGUUCCAAUUCUUGGAGGGCUUAGUAAAGUCAGUGUCAAUAUUCAUGGUGCUAAUGCAGUUGACUGUUCCAUCGAACAGUCAAUGAGAAAGACAAUAUAUCCACCACUAUUUAAUGGGUUGUUGUGUAUUUAUUUUAUAUUUUGUAUUGUAUUUUUUGGGAUUAUAUAUUCCAGAAUCAUUGUAUUUGUAAAGAAAAGAAAAGCGAUAACACGCCAAAUGAGUUCGUCACUAAGGCGAGAGGAAACAAAACAUGACAACUGUCCCGAACCCAAAGCAAAUCUUCUAAAUGAACAUAAUCCGGCAGCUCAUACUAAUUCAGAAAGAUCAGAUGCGAGCAAUGGCAGUGUCAGUCGUAAAAAUAAAAACAAACACAGGAUUAAAGUGACUCGGACUACAGUUAUACUCGGUGCCGUUACAUUGGCUUUUAUCAUUGGUUAUCUUCCUUAUUUAAUGAUAAUGGCGGUACGAACUCUUGUCACUGAUUUUGAAGACAAUUUAAAUGCUGCAGCGGAUAUUGGCAUUAAAUUUUGUGUGAAAUCGUAUCUUAUAAACAAUGCCAUCAAUCCGAUAAUAUAUUGUUUCUUAAAUCAACAGUUUAGAGAUGAUGUGAAAAGAUUAACUAAGAAUUGUUCUUAAUUGGAUUGGAUUGUUUUGUAAUGUUUAUAGGUUGUCAUGAUCAAAAAAAUAUCAAGUUCAGGUUGUGUUCUCAACAGACAAUGUGUCAGCUUUCUGUUGUAAGGUAUUUUAUAAAAUCUUACCAAUGUCGGUGAUAAACACGUAAAAACAAUUGUCUGGCUGUAUAGUUAUAAUUUAUUGAGUGAACAAAAGGGGAAGUAUGAUAAAAGAUCAUACAGACGCUCAUUUCAUUCAAGAAUUAAACAUGUAUCAAAAUUAUAUCAUGUACUUUCCUUCAGAGGUUCAUAUGAUAUAAGUCUUGUGACAUAUCAGUAAAGAUAUUUUUUCUCAUGUUUUCUUUGUCUUUAUACAUCUACGUUAAUGCUUUAAUGUUAUUGCAUGUAAAAAGUAAAGUAAAGAAAAUAACGAACUCCGUGGAAAAUCCAUAACGCAAAGCUCCUAAUCAAAUGACAAAACUAAAAGCUCUAACACAUUAAUCAAAUGGAUAACAACUGUUAUAUUCUGGACCUGGAACUGACAUUUUCUCAUGUCAUACACAACUGGAAACAAAAGUAUCAUUAUCAGAUUUUGCCACAAAUUUUUAGAACCACAUUCAUAUGUAGGAAAA
Molecule: messenger RNA, 2008 nt
Organism: Mytilus trossulus (common blue mussel)
Lineage: Eukaryota; Metazoa; Mollusca; Bivalvia; Mytilida; Mytilidae
Product: neuropeptide S receptor-like
Exons: 2
Coding region: 256-1401 (381 amino acids)
Biological process (GO): G protein-coupled receptor signaling pathway
Cellular component (GO): membrane
Molecular function (GO): G protein-coupled receptor activity
Source: RefSeq, a predicted model, not a curated record